Messenger RNA from Mercenaria mercenaria, 3065 nucleotides. RefSeq names its product melanocortin receptor 5-like. The record is from RefSeq and is a predicted model, not a curated record. Gene Ontology annotation, biological process: G protein-coupled receptor signaling pathway. The coding region runs from base 136 to 1299 and encodes 387 amino acids. Gene Ontology annotation, molecular function: G protein-coupled receptor activity. The transcript has 2 exons. Gene Ontology annotation, cellular component: membrane. NCBI's taxonomy places the organism in Eukaryota, Metazoa, Mollusca, Bivalvia, Venerida, Veneridae.
GCUAGUUAAACCAUAACAACUGCUCACUGACAUAUUUGCAGCAAGGGAUUAUUUUCAUAUUUGGAAGGAAUUAUAUGUGUUAUAAACAGGAACGGUUUGAUACAUAAAGGUAACAUUGGGGUGCGUUUCACGGAGAUGGAGAAUUGUACGCAAGCCAGAAACAACUGUUACAGUUUGGGGAACAUUUCCGAUGAUAAACUCAUAAUAUCUGACAAAAAUGGUGUUUCGGGAAACUCUACAAAUAGCUCCACACCUUACAGUAACAUUGAUCUGUAUGAAUUACCAUCAACGGCCGAGAGAGCUAUCGAAAUUUUCACAAAGACGACAGACGUGAUUUCAAUUGUUAUUUGCCUUUUUGGUAUAACAGCAAACGUUGUAUCUAUAGUUGCAGUGGCUAAUUUGCGACAGAAAAUGACAACACAUUUAAAACUGAUCAUCAGCUUGUGUGUGUCAGAUGGUUUGAUAUUGUUGGCCAACAUGUUCUUAUACAUACUUUACAUUCUAUCACCCUGGUACGAAUGCAUAAGAAUCACAGCUAGAUUGACUACAGAUAUUGCACUUCUUGCAACGCUCAUUAAUCUUCUUGUGAUGGCAUUGGAUCAUUACGGGGCCAUUACGAAACCUUUACGUUACAGACAAAAGAUGACAAAUCUCCGAGGAAACUGUGUUGUUGUUGGGGUGUGGACAGUGAGCUCAUUAGGAGCUUUAAUUGAAGUGUUCCUAGGUAUCAGCUCUAGGAUAGACCCCGACGAGUCGCUAUGUGCUGUAAUUGCUAAUGGUAGAUAUGACUUCGAAUUUUUCAUUGUCGUAUUUAUUUUCUUUGUUCUAUUUGGUAUCGGCCUGAUAUACGGACUAAUAUAUACCCGAGUAAGGAAAGCCAUGCCGGGGCGAGAGAGAGCCAGUUGCCACACGGACUCUGGAAGCUUAAAGGCUUUGAUGACAACAGUGUUGUUUGUUGGUACAUUUGUAGUAUUCUGGGCACCUCUUGGAAUAUGCAACAUAUAUAUGUAUGUUAAGUCAACGGAUAUCCAAUACGUACUGAAAAAUUUGGAAAGAAUCACUUUAAUCACCGAUAUAUUAUACGUGAUUAUGUUAUUGAAUGCCUUGGCUGACCCAUUAGUUUAUGCCUUUCGACUUCCAAAGGUAAAAAGAGGUUUCACUGCUUUGUUUGCAAGCCAGUCACGAAGCAGUGAAUUUAGAUGUGACAAAACUUCAACAAAACAUCAACACAUUGAAAACAGGUCACAAAGCAAUGUAUUUAAACAUGACCAAACUUCAAAGAAUCUUCAAACAAAAUAAAAGAAGUCUCAAACAGUGUAUUUAAAUGUGACAAAACUUCAACGAAAUAUCAACAAAUGUAAACAGGAAAUAAAAGGAAGUAUUGUAUAUAUGUGACACAACUUUAACGAAACUUCAACACAUUAAAACAGAUCAAAAGUGUUUACGUGGAGAACUCCAACGAAACAUUGAAAUAUUUAAUAGGUCACAAAAGAAUUAUUGAAACGUUACACAACUUAACGAGACAUUAACAGUUAAAAACAAUUAAUACAUUUUGGCAAUAUUUAGACGAAUCUGGAAAUGAUCUUAAAGUGAUGUGGCAAUAUACAGGCGAAGACAUCGUUAAUGUCAACAUAAAAACACAGUUUUGUAACUCUGCUAACACAAUCAAGCGAAAGACAGUUGGGACAAUACAAGAUUUUUCUAAAGAAACAGACCAGUAAUUACACCAAAAUAAGACUUAAAUUGCAGUUUUAUAGUUGCCAUAUUUCAGUAUGAUAUCGGCUGCGUUUUAACAACAUGUAGAAAGUUAAGUUAAACAUAUCACUUUCCAACUCGCACAUUUUGAGAGCUUGUCGCUUUAUGAAAAGAUACGUUCGGUCGGGGAAGCUUUUUAGGCACGGUUAUAUUGCUACGGUCGCAACAUACAAUGUACGUGCCUUUAUUGUUUAGUUUGUUAGGUGCAUCUGUGUACUUCUAAGACAGUGAGUUUCAAUUUGAAACAGCGUCUGUUAUGUCUGAGUUUUUCGGGUUGCGCUGUGUGCUAGUUGUAGUGUUUUAUUCAUUUCAAAACAAUAUACUGUUGUCUGACUUUGAAGUGCUAUAUCUGUAUUUCACUAAAGAAUUUAUGUAAUUUAUAUGUCUCUAUGACUUCAUGUAAAUUGUGAUGUUAUUUGGAUUUCGCGUAAAGUUUUGCUGUAUUUGCUCUGUUUAAACAGUCACAUUAUUCUAUCUUAAAGCAGCUGUUUUAUCUCUUCAUGGGGUGUUUAAACAGGGACGUAAACUUAUAUUCACAGAGAGAUUCUCACAAUUACAUACUGUUAUCAUUUUAAACAUAUUAAAAUUCUGAAGCGGAUAGUUCAAAAGGAAUUAAUGUCAACGUGACCAAACAGCGCUGACGUUCCCUAUCAUGAUUAGAUAUUUAAUGACGCUGUUGACGGACAAUAUAUUCAUUUCCAACCUCGUAUAUGCUAGAAAGCUUAUAGAUUUGUUUUCUUCAAGUUAUUUCGGCGUACGAUGAUAUUAUAACACAACAAAAACAAGUGCACCGUGUUGCAGAUGCAGAUGCUAAUCAUCUGAUUUAUUGUCCUACCAAUGAUUUUCUAUGUCCAAAUGAGGCCAUAAUUCUUGCAAAAUACAAUGUAGAGUUAUGGUACUUGCUGUGCAGAGUCAGCUUUUAACUGCACAUAUCUGCUCAAAGCUUUUAACCAGUAACUGUGGCCGUUUAGGAGAAAAAAUGACCUAAACCCAAACUUAACCAAGAAAUCUGAUAUUUUCUAAGUCUAAAAGGGCCAUUAUUUCUUACAAAAACAGGAUGGAGUUAUGUUUCAUGCUAUGUACAAUUAACCUUUGAUGGCGAACAACCAAGAAAUUGAUACAACAGGGUUACCGUUAUCAUAAGCUACGGAAAGCUUUUAGUUAAUUUUACUACAGAUCGUCUGAACUAUUACAAAAAUACAAUACGCCCCUUAAAACACUUUAAAAACUUUGACUUACACACCCGGAAUGCUAUGGAGAUGUAGUUUAUAAAAUUAGGAAAAUUAAACAUACCCCUUAUUUUAAUCAUU